CUGGAUACUAAGAUGCCGUGUUUGCUGUGGAAUUCUGCACUCGGUGGUUGUCUGGAUAUUUGUCAUUUUGGGCUAAUGACACACUGAAAUAGAUAGCUGUAGAUUGGAUGCAAGGAAAUGAAAGCGUUUGUGUUUUCUUCAGGGAUUUUAUGGCCAGUUGAUGGACGGAUUGACCUUCUCUUAUAAAGAUCUUCUGGGCCCAAGUGGAUUUCACGUUGUAAAAAUUAAGACUCACUUCGAAUGAAACUAAUGAACAUCAGAAGCAUGACGGUGUGUUUGUUUCAAACGUGUGCAUGUAGGACAUCUGGUGAGCUUCAGUAAAUCUGGGAAUGGCAGGACGUCACUGAAUGCUUCACAUGGUGCUGAAAGUAAAGGGGAUUUGCCGUAUGCAGUUGAGUUUUGUCGUGAGGAGCAGAAAGGUGUCCAGCAUAUUUUAGUGAUAUAAAAAUGAAGGAGAAGUCGAAGAACGCGGCGCGCACGCGGCGGGAGAAGGAGAACAGUGAGUUUUACGAGCUCGCCAAACUGCUGCCUUUACCUUCAGCCAUCACCUCUCAGCUGGACAAAGCCUCCAUCAUCAGACUCACCACCAGUUACCUGAAGAUGAGGAUAGUCUUCCCUGAAGGUCUUGGAGAAUCUUGGGGCCAUGUGAGUCGGACCAGCUCUUUAGAUAAUGUGGGCCGCGAGCUCGGAUCACAUUUGCUUCAGACUUUGGAUGGCUUUAUUUUCGUGGUGGCUCCUGAUGGAAAAAUUAUGUACAUUUCUGAAACGGCGUCUGUGCAUUUAGGGUUGUCUCAGGUAGAGCUAACGGGCAACAGUAUUUAUGAAUACAUCCACCCUGCAGAUCAUGACGAGAUGACCGCAGUGCUUACCGCUCACCAGCCCUACCAUUCACACUUUCUCCAUGAAUAUGAAAUGGAGAGGUCUUUCUUUCUGAGGAUGAAAUGCGUCCUGGCGAAAAGAAACGCAGGCUUGACAUGCGGCGGUUACAAGGUGAUUCACUGCAGUGGCUAUCUGAAGGUUCGUCAGUACAGUUUGGAUAUGUCACCGUUUGAUGGCUGUUAUCAGAACGUGGGUCUGGUAGCUGUGGGUCACUCUCUCCCACCCAGCGCAGUCACUGAAAUCAAACUUCACAGUAAUAUGUUCAUGUUUAGAGCCAGUCUGGACAUGAAGCUCAUCUUCCUCGACUCCAGGGUUGCAGAGCUGACGGGCUACGAGCCACAAGACUUAAUCGAAAAGACUCUUUAUCAUCACGUGCACAGCUGUGACACUUUCCAUCUGCGCUGUGCGCAUCACUUGUUGCUGGUAAAGGGACAGGUCACAACCAAAUAUUACCGAUUCCUGUCUAAACAGGGCGGGUGGGUUUGGGUACAGAGUUACGCCACUAUUGUACACAACAGCAGAUCAUCCAGACCACACUGUAUUGUCAGUGUCAACUACGUGCUCACGGAUACGGAGUAUAAAGGACUACAGUUGUCCUUAGAUCAGGUGACGUCCACCAAACCUUCCUUUACCUACAGCAGCCCCUCCAAUCCCAUCAGUGAGAACAGACGAGUGGGUAAAAGCAGGGUUACUCGUACCAAGACCAAAACACGACUCUCUCCCUACUCACAGUAUCCAGGCUUCUCCACAGAUCGCUCUGAAUCGGAUCAGGAUAGCAUGUGGGGUGGCAGCCCACUCACCGACUCUGCCUCUCCUCAACUUCUGGAGCCGUGUGAAGCGAUCGACUCCUCGUGCGUGUACCGGCAGUUCGCCGAACCUCAUCCGCUUUGUUACGGCCUACCGCUAACCGAUGAUCACCACGCCUCCGGUGACUUCUAUAACCACGCUCACUCGGAGUCUUGCGAGCGGGGCCGCUGUAGGGCUGGACGAUAUUUCCUAGGGACACCUCAGCCGGGACGAGAGGCGUGGUGGAGCGCGGCCCGUUCAGUCAUCCCGUUACCCAAGUCCUCUCCCGAGAAUGGAGACUGCUAUGAAGGUGUGACGCCGCAUAUCGCCUCGGUCCACAGCCUGCAAGUGAGAGGUCACUGGGAUGAGGACAGCAUGGUCAGCUCGCCCGACGGUGGCUCGGCGAGCGAUUCGGGGGAGCGGUAUCGCGGUGACCGGUGCCGUGCGAGCCCCGAAGAGCCCAGCAAGAUUGAGACGUUGAUACGAGCCACGCAACAGAUGAUAAAAGAGGAAGAAAGUCGUCUACAGCUGCGAAAGGCCGCCACAGACACACCUUUGGAGCCUAUGAAUGGUCUGGCCAAGAGCCAUGGCCACUCGUUUAGUACUGAGUUUUCCCAGUCCGCACUGCAGGGCUUGGCGUGUCGGGGGACAGCACAGGUGAUAAGCCCGACCCGUAGUCCUGUUUCUCUGUCUCGCCUCGGCAGCCCCAAUCCUGACCGACUGAGCAAAAGUAAAGACUUCCUGCAAAACGAGCUCUCUUGUCAGCAACACCAGCAACCGUUGCAGCUGGCGGGCACCUGUGCCGUGUCUCCGGCUCCCGCGCUGUACCCCUCGCAUCCCCGCCAGUACCUGGAGAAACAUGCGGCCUACUCGCUCACCAGCUACGCGCUGGAACAUCUGUACGAGGCCGACGCCGUUCGGGGAUACUCGCUGGGUUGCUCAGGUUCCUCUCAUUACGACAUGGCCACUCAUCUACGCAUGCAGUCCGAACAAGCACCUGCUCAUAAAGGCACCUCUGUCAUUAUCACCAAUGGCAGCUGAUGCUUAUCAAAAAACAUACAGUCACCCUCUCACUCAGAUAACAGACGGACACAUUUACCACUUUGCUUUCCCAACCACUAUUUUUCUUUUCAUCUGUAAAUGUUUGAAGGAAUGGGACAUUUUUGAUUUACUGGCAAGCUAUACAUCUCCACAAAUUCUGCACUUACUCUUAAUAGCACAUUUUUCUUUUAUACAGUAUUUGUCACAGUAUUUUAAUAUAUUUUCUUUGGAUUUCACAUUUGUUUUUGGGUGAAAAUCUUGUUUGGGUCCAUGAUACUUUAAUGAGUUUUAAGCUACAAUAAAUUGGCUAUCCAGCUUGCCUCUACAGUCAAAGUCUGAGCAUUACAAACUACAUCAAAGCAUGCUUGACAUACCAGAGAUCACAAACUAAAACAAAAUACUGCAUUCAUUUUUUCUUCUUAAAGCUGUUUAAGGUUCAUAUUGAAGAAUUUGAACAACAUACAGUAUAAGUUUAUUAAUCUUUAUUUAUUUCUAAUGCUUUUUUCUGUCAUGCCAACCUUUAAACCGAACACUAAAGAUUAUGCAAUUCUGAAGGACUUUUGAUUUGAUUCUGUCAGAUAUACAGUGCGUACGUAGAGAGUAUAUGAAGAGAUGGAGGCAGGAUUUAGUUUGUGCUGCUAUUUGGUGUUUUAGGUUUCCACACUGGAGGAGAUUUCUGAGCGACUGAACCCUGUACCUCAGCCCUAAAACUGACUUUGGUUGGAAACCAGUUUCUCUCAGAGUUUUCUGAGAAAUGAAGAAAAUAUUUAUGAUGUACAUACACUCCAGUCUCCCCCACCAAAUCAAGCGAUGCAAAAGUUGCUAUAUGUAUUUAUUAUUAUGUGAAUGAAAUGUCAUUUGGU
This is a messenger RNA of Paramisgurnus dabryanus, 3569 nucleotides long. Lineage: Eukaryota; Metazoa; Chordata; Actinopteri; Cypriniformes; Cobitidae. The record is from RefSeq and is a predicted model, not a curated record.